Messenger RNA from Peronospora matthiolae, 294 nucleotides. The record is from the annotation of a GenBank genome assembly. Lineage: Eukaryota; Oomycota; Peronosporomycetes; Peronosporales; Peronosporaceae.
AUGUGGGCCGUCGACAGUCGUGCAACGAACCACGUUUGCCACAAAAAGACCAAGUUUGCAAGUUUGGCAGAGCGCAACGAGGGCGAACUAUUGGUGGCUGAUGGUAACAAGGCUGCCGUCAAGGGUGUUGGAACCAUCAUGGAAAACGUGGUUCUGACCAACGGCGAAGAGCGCGAGAUCGAGAUCAAGAACGCGUUACAUGUUCCCAGUCUGAGCAAGAACCUGCUUUCGGUGCCACAGACUAACAGGCAUGACAUCUCCAAGUCGUGUUUGACGGGUCCAAGAUGUAUGUGA